This is a messenger RNA of Aspergillus pseudotamarii, 1104 nucleotides long. Its product is annotated as D-isomer specific 2-hydroxyacid dehydrogenase family protein. Lineage: Eukaryota; Fungi; Ascomycota; Eurotiomycetes; Eurotiales; Aspergillaceae. The record is from RefSeq and is a predicted model, not a curated record. Gene Ontology annotation, molecular function: NAD binding. Bases 1 to 1104 code for a protein of 367 amino acids. The transcript has 2 exons.
AUGACACCUUCUUUUCUUCCACUGAACUCUGGACCUCCAGUCAGCAAGCUCUGCAAAGAUGUGCUUUUAAUUCAAAUGCCCAUUGAAAUUCCAGCGGAGUGGAAGAGAAAGAUGGAAUCCAAGUACCCAGGGAUCGAAAUUCGGUCCAGGGUUCUGUGGUUAGAGCUAGGUCUGGAGGCAAACCAGAUAGAACCGGAGCUUUGGAAUGGCGUCACAUUGACAUGCCUCUACCUGACGCACCCGGAAGAACUAAUGUCCAAUGUGCGUUUUAUACAGCUGACCUCAGCCGGCGUGGAUCGAUGGAUCCAUCACCAGAGGUACAACUCCCCGGACGUUGCAUUUAGCACUGCAAGUGGCAUACACUGCCCUCAAAUUGCAGAGUGGGUCAUGUCAACUUGGAUUAUGAGAAAUCACAACAUCCUGCGCCACAUAGAAUCGCAAAGGGAGGGCACCUGGUCAGUUGUCAGAGCCGAGACAAGAGACUCUGCAGGCAUGCGUAUGGGCAUUCUUGGAUAUGGUUUCGUCGGGCGUCAGUAUGCACGUCUCGCCACGGCAAUGGGGAUGGAGGUAUACGCCUUCACGCGAACGCCAUACACCUCGGAUAAGAAAGCCAAGAGUGACCACUACAGCGUUUUGGGUAUGGGAGACCCGCACGGCCAGCUGCCCUCCAAGUGGUUUCAUGGCGAGUCUAGAGAUGCCGUCAACGAGUUCCUGCGCCAGGACCUGGACCUCCUAGUGCUCUGCCUGCCGCUGACCAAGGAGACCGAAUAUCUGCUCGGGCCGGAGCAAUUUGCUAUAUUGGCACAGGGCAAUAAGCGAAUAUUCAUCUCCAAUGUUGCGCGGGGCAGACUGAUUUGCACAGAAGCCCUGAUUGAUGCACUGCACAAGGGAAAGAUUUGGGGCGCUGCUGUGGACGUGACGGAUCCUGAGCCGCUGCCUGAAUCGCAUCCGUUGUUUAGCGCCCCCAAUGUGGUGAUCACGCACCAUGUGAGCUGGCAGAGUUCUAAUAACUGGGAUAGAAUGCUGGAUAUUCUGGAGGCCAAUCUGGAUCGUUUGGAUAAGGGUGAGAACCUUAUUAACAUCCCGGAUAGAAAGCUUGGCUAA